GCAAAGGACGAUAUUAUGCAAGCCCUUUACAGUCCCACUGGCAACAGCGUGCAAGCCGUUCAGGAGUAUGUGGCACAAAGGCUGCCAUCAGCGGUGAGACCGACAAAUCACGAUAGUUCGGGAACCUGCUCUAAGCCUCAUUACGAGCGAUUACCAACUUUGUGCCACAUUGCAGUCGACGCAUUCAGCACUCACGAUGACGUCGAAAUGUUGAAUGGUAUAGAGCCUUUCGAAGGGAAUAGUAGUCGUGCGCCUCACCUCCAACUUGUGGAUGCAGAGGGUACCGAUGCGCUAGUUCUCUGCGCUGAAUCAGCGACAGUGCGCGUGGAAAGAAAAGACGCCGCCAUUGAGGAGGAGAGGGCAGAAGCGAUAAGAAUAAACGAUAUAGUAUCAGGUGCGAUGAUAGGCUGGUGGAGCGGGAAUAGCUCACAUAAAGUCGACCAGGACUUCCCGCCAACUGCGCCAAGUAAUGUAGAUGAAAUUGAAAACGCUGAACGUCAAGAACCUGGUCUCCUUUUCUCGCCUGGAGUGUCCUCUUCGAGGGAAGUUAGAGCACAAAGAACAAGCCAAGCAGACGGCCUGGUGGAUAUCGACGCGUCCGAAAAUUUUCAUGAUAAGGCUAAGCCGGACCAGGGUGAAGUUGCAUUCGAUGGAGGACUGCCAUCUCUUGCGAGUGUCCUUGACAAUAUUUUGUGCCAGCUACAAGCGUUGCAUCAUACGCGAGAGGAAGCAGCUCAAACGCCGGCUGUUCUGGUUGCAGGAUCGGACCCGUCGUCUCUUAUUUGGGUGGAUCUUCGCGGACAAGAGGAUGUCGAAGACAGCUGUAGCAACCUCGACAAAGGAGCAAUUACUAGAGCAGACCACCAUACUGAUGCUACAAUGGAGGAUAUUGAGACGGAGGCCGACCGGCGCAUUGUUGAUAGGGAGGGCCAUACUUCUGCCAAAAAGAGCGUUGCAAGCUGCUUGCGCAAGAAGGCGACGAGGUGGUGCGCUGAAGCCGACUAUGUGGCAAGAGAGUUCUGG
Molecule: messenger RNA, 1023 nt
Organism: Amoebophrya sp. A25
Lineage: Eukaryota; Dinophyceae; Syndiniales; Amoebophryaceae
Source: the annotation of a GenBank genome assembly